Molecule: messenger RNA, 711 nt
Organism: Fraxinus pennsylvanica
Lineage: Eukaryota; Viridiplantae; Streptophyta; Magnoliopsida; Lamiales; Oleaceae
Source: the annotation of a GenBank genome assembly
AUGCCUUGCUCCAUAACUAGCUCUGCGAAGAUAUCUCAAUUUUCAGCCUUCAAAGUGUUCGAUAAAAUGCCAGGCCUAACACUCGGAGACAAACUGCCGAAUCUUGAAGUUGAAACCACUCAGGGAAAGAUCAAACUCCAUGACUAUGUUGGUGACAGCUAUACCAUUAUCUUUUCUCACCCAGGUGAUUUCACGCCUGUUUGCACCACGGAACUCGGCAUGAUGGCUGCCUAUGCCGACAAGUUUGCUGAGCGAGGAGUUAAGCUUUUAGGCCUGUCUUGUGAUGAUGUUAACUCUCACAAUGAGUGGAUCAAGGAUAUCGAAGUCUUUAAUAAUGGGCACAAGGUGACUUACCCAAUUGCCGCGGAUCCCAAAAGGGAGAUCAUCAAGAAACUUAACAUGGUGGACCCCGAAGACACGCAGUCCCCAUCUCGUGCUCUUCACGUAGUCGGCCCCGACAAGAAGAUCAAGCUGAGCUUUUUGUACCCUGCGAGCACUGGCCGGAACAUGGAUGAAGUAGUGAGGGUGCUGGAUUCGCUGAUGAAGGCAUCUAAGCACAAUAUUGCGACGCCUGCAAACUGGAAUCCUGGAGAGCCCGUGGUAAUUGCGCCGAGUGUGUCGAACGAAGAGGCUAAAAAGAUGUUCCCACAGGGUUUCGACACUGCUGAUCUUCCUUCGGGGAAGGAUUACCUGCGAUUCACAAAUGUCUGA